CAGAAGGGGUGAGCGGGGGCGGGCGAGCCAGCAGCGCGCCGGAUCCGCGGCGCUGCGCGAUGCUGCUGCCGGCGGCGCAGCCCUGAGCCCCGGCGCGGCUCGGCCCGGAGCGGGCACCCAGCGCGGCGGCGGCUGCGGCGGGGGGCGGCGGGGGGCGGCGGCCGCGCCCCCGGCGCGGAGACAAAGCCGGGGCCGAGCGCUGGAGGCGAGCGGUGGGGCCGGCCCCGCUCCGCGCACAGGCGGGAGGCUGCGGCUGGAGCUGAGCUGACUUCGCCGGCGGCCCCUCCCCACCCCGCGGCGAGGCUGUAGCCAGAAAGCACUGCCCGGGACCAUGGGGAGCAGCAAGAGCAAGCCCAAAGACCCCAGCCAGCGCCGGCGCAGCCUGGAGCCCACCGACAACACCCACCACGGGGGCUACCCGGCCUCGCAGACACCCAGCAAGGCAGCCGCUCCUGAUGCCCAUCGCACCCCCAGCCGCUCCUUCGGGACCAUGGCCGCUGAGUCCAAACUCUUUGGAGGCUUCAACACCUCUGACACGGUCACCUCGCCGCAGCGUGCCGGGGCACUGGCUGGUGGAGUCACCACCUUCGUGGCCCUCUACGACUACGAGUCCCGGACCGAAACAGACUUGUCCUUCAAGAAAGGAGAGCGCCUGCAAAUCGUCAACAACACGAGAAAGGUGGAUGUCAGGGAAGGUGACUGGUGGCUGGCUCAUUCCCUCACUACAGGACAGACGGGCUACAUCCCCAGUAACUAUGUCGCGCCCUCAGACUCCAUCCAGGCUGAAGAGUGGUACUUUGGGAAGAUCACUCGCCGGGAAUCCGAGCGGCUGCUGCUCAACCCCGAAAACCCCCGAGGGACCUUCCUGGUCCGGGAGAGCGAGACCACGAAAGGUGCCUACUGCCUCUCCGUCUCCGACUUUGACAACGCCAAGGGGCUCAAUGUGAAGCACUACAAGAUCCGCAAGCUGGACAGUGGUGGCUUCUACAUCACCUCCCGCACCCAGUUCAACAGCCUGCAGCAGCUGGUGGCCUAUUACUCCAAACACGCUGACGGCUUGUGCCACCGCCUCACCAAUGUGUGCCCCACGUCCAAGCCCCAGACCCAAGGCCUUGCCAAGGAUGCCUGGGAAAUCCCCCGGGAAUCGCUGCGGCUGGAGGUCAAGCUGGGACAGGGCUGCUUCGGAGAAGUGUGGAUGGGGACCUGGAACGGCACCACCCGGGUGGCCAUCAAGACCCUGAAGCCUGGCACCAUGUCCCCGGAGGCCUUCCUGCAGGAAGCCCAGGUCAUGAAGAAGCUCCGGCAUGAGAAGCUGGUUCAGCUCUACGCCGUGGUUUCAGAGGAGCCCAUUUACAUUGUCACCGAGUACAUGAGCAAGGGGAGCCUCCUGGACUUCUUGAAGGGCGAGAUGGGCAAGUACCUGCGGCUUCCCCAGCUCGUGGAUAUGGCAGCUCAGAUCGCAUCUGGCAUGGCCUACGUGGAGAGGAUGAACUACGUCCACCGGGACCUCCGGGCGGCCAACAUCCUCGUGGGGGAGAACCUGGUGUGCAAAGUGGCUGACUUCGGCUUGGCGCGCCUCAUCGAGGACAACGAGUACACCGCUCGGCAAGGCGCGAAGUUCCCCAUCAAGUGGACGGCUCCCGAAGCUGCUCUGUACGGCAGGUUUACCAUCAAGUCGGACGUCUGGUCCUUUGGCAUCCUCUUGACCGAGCUGACCACCAAGGGCAGAGUGCCGUACCCAGGGAUGGUGAACCGGGAGGUGCUGGACCAGGUGGAGCGAGGGUACCGCAUGCCCUGCCCGCCCGAGUGCCCCGAGUCCCUGCACGACCUCAUGUGCCAGUGCUGGAGGAAGGACCCAGAGGAGCGACCCACCUUCGAGUACCUGCAGGCUUUCCUGGAGGACUACUUCACCUCGACAGAGCCCCAGUACCAGCCUGGCGAGAACCUAUAGACCCGGAGCUCCUGGCACCAGGGACGCUGCCCUCCUCGCCGCAGGGCACUGAAGGCUGGCCUCCCCGCCAAGGGGCCAUUUUUUUGUGGAGCAGCCCCAGAGCAGGAUGGGGCAUCAUCUCCAGAUGCGGCCAGGGGAGGUGCUGGGUCCUCCCAUCACUCAUUAAGACUUCUGGCCCACGUUUGACAAAGCGGCACCAUCCCGCUGGCGAGAGGAGCCUGUGGGCGCCAGCGGAGCCAGCUUGGGAGGGUGAGCGGGGCAUCUCCUGCCGAGAGACUUGACUUUCAGGAGACCUUUUCCCCCCACAGCAGCUCUGGGGUGAUCCCAGAGGAAUUGGGGGACAGCAUCACCCCACUUCGGACACCCAGCCCCAGUCUCCUGCACACCCUUUCUAAAUCAGCACAAGUUUCCCUGCCCCUUUGCCCCCCCCCCCCAUCCCCCUUGGCUCCAGUUCUCCCGAGGGCACUGGCAGAGAUGUUUCACCAUGGGGAAGGCACAAUCCCUGCCUGGUGGGGAUGGGGUGAUGUGCCAGGGCAGUGCUGGUGGCAGUGGAACCUGCCUGGUGGUCCCCCCUCCUCAGGCAUGCUUCAGCCUCGCUGGGUAGCAGGCACGGAGAGAUGACAUGUGGCUGCUCGUGACUCCGGUGACUGACACCAUGCCAUGGGAGCACCCGGGUGCACGUUUGAAUCUUCCAGCUACAUCUCUUCCCCCAAGGGACCCACCUCAUCUCUGCUGGGAGCAUCACCUGGAGGGAUGCUGGCAGAGCCCUCACCCUGCCUGAGCCAGCCCGGCCACCCCGGCUGCGCUUCCACCAAGCAUUCCUGGUCUUCCAGCCAGCCCCCUGGGAAGUGCACCACAGCCCACCCAGCCACCCUCCCUGGCUCUGCUGCCAGCUCUGCCACUGGCAGAGUCCCCGAAGCUGGCCCUUCUACCAAAUAAGGUGCCACCAUGGGGCAUGGGUGCAUGGCAUAUGUGGCUGUUCAGGGUGUGGGAGCAUUUUGGGGGAAACAGUCAUCUUUCACAGAUGCUUCUGUCCACCUGGUACAUUUUUAGCUGCCUUCCCUCCACCUCUUGCAUCUCAGCUGCUGGGCUGCAGUCCCCACGCACUGGAAGAAUCCCCAGCCAUGGGCCACCACCCUGGAAGAGAGUCCUGGGAAGUGCUGUGCCACACGGAAGACAUCUGCAUCCUCAUCUCCCCCCUGCUUGCUCUCGAAGGUCUCAGCUGUGUUUCGGUGGUGGGUGACUAGCCGUGCCCAGUUUUGCCCCCACACACCUCCUGUGGGGCUGAACCCCAGGGCCAGCGGGGGGGCACCCAGCGCCUGUGCUCUCCCACCCAGCACCUGCUUGUACAUAGCCCUUGGGUGGUUCCCACACCCACCAAAACGUUGACUUUGUUGCAUGUGUUGGUUUUUUUCCCCCUCCUGUGGCUGUACCCAGCUGGAAACCCUUUGCCCUGGUGGCUCAUGGGGCUUUGCUCCCUCACCUCUCGGGUCCCAGGCACCCUCACUCCAAAAGACCUGGGGGCUCUUUGGAUGCUCUCCUGGACCAGGGGUGGGAUGGGGGCUUGAGGGGAUGCUGCAGGGCAGGGGUGCUGGCAUGCACUGGUAGGAAGGACCUGGAGAGGGGAGCCAGUGGCUUCACCCAUCCGUCAGUCCUCAGGUGGUGGGAUUUUUUGCCUCCCCAUCACUUGUGGGAUGGGGUUUCCCUCCAGAACAGCCUCCUUGCAGGCAGUAGACCCCAAUCACCCCUCACCAGCUCCCACCACAGUGCUGGUGUCCCAUGAAAGCCAGGUGGGAGGCAAGCAUGGGCAGGGGAGCAGCCAAAACUCCCUCCCCCAAACCUCUGCUGGAGCAGAAGCUGGGCACACUGCUGCCUCCCGCUCGCUCCCAUCAGUCCCCAGCUGCUUACUUAGGAACCAAGUGCUGGCUUGGUUGGUUGGUGGCUUGUUUUUAACGAGUAAAACCUUGAAAAUCAGCCAGAAUGGCUUCUUGAGCAGUAUGGAGAGAUCCUGCUGGCUUGGAGAACAGCAACUAGUUUAAUGGUUGGGGUUUUUUUUAAAACAUUUUGGGACUUGGAGCCUUUCCUGCCGCCUUUCCUAGCAGAUUUGCUGUGCCUGCAUUUCUGUGUUUGGGCAGGGAUUCUCCAAACCUUGACGUUCUGGGUCUUCCCAUGUUUGCAUGCCUGGGACAGGUGGCUGCCGCGUCCCCAUCGGCACUGCUCGAGGAGCCCCAUCCCACAGCCGCCGGUCCAGGGGGUGGCCUGUGCCAUAGCUCUGCCUAAAUUACACAAAAUCCCCAUCCCCGGGAGAAACCCCUUAGAACUGUAACGUGCAGAAGCCAGGUUUGAUCUGAAAGCUGGGGAGAGAGAAGGCAAGUGCACAUGUUGAGGUUUGGUUGUCUGCAGCACAUACAGGGUCUUGCAUGAGUGCAGCAGGACGGGAAUGGGCUUAACCCAGCAGAUCCAUUUUCUGGCUCUUUCCAGCAAGCAGCAGAGCAGGAACACCCCAGGGUGGCUUAAUUCCCCAUGGCUUUUGGCAAGCUCUGAUGAAGGAGAUGGGCUGGGGACGUUUCGGGGCAGAGGACAGUAGAGCAAUCCCGGCGGAGCCCUGCCGCGCAGGGCAGGGUUGGUGUGGCUGCAUGUCCGUGUGUCCAUCCGUGUUUCGGUGCAGCGGUUUCAGUGGGACCCAGCAUCUCCAGACUUGCCGCUGCAGCUGGCACCGCCUGGAGGCCCUGGGGAUCGAGAGCCUCUCCUCCAUCACCAUUGUUGUCUGCCAAUUUAUUUUUUAAGCCAAUAAACUCCAGAAGGGAGCCCCCACCUAAGGAUGCUCUUUGGUUUCCCAGGGUCAGUAAUGCCCUACAAGUUAUUCUCCUCUGCUGUUAGUAUUUUUUUUAAACUGUUUUGUAAGAUCUCCAACCAACUAUGCAGAGAACAUGUGGAUCUGUGUCUCUCUCCCCAGCUCCCCUCUACCCUCACCUGCCUUCUUUGGUGUCUAAGUAAAAUAUUUAGCUUUUUUUUUUUUUUGGAUAAUAAUAAAAUUUUGGAAAAAAUACUGAAAAGGUCCAGCUUUGUGGGUGGUGGGGGGUGGAGAGGCUUUGAAACUCUAAUGUUGAUGUAAAUACUUUGCAAUUUGAUAAUUAAAUACAAACAGACCUCA
Molecule: messenger RNA, 5105 nt
Organism: Falco peregrinus (peregrine falcon)
Lineage: Eukaryota; Metazoa; Chordata; Aves; Falconiformes; Falconidae
Gene: SRC
Product: SRC proto-oncogene, non-receptor tyrosine kinase
Exons: 14
Coding region: 332-1951 (539 amino acids)
Biological process (GO): osteoclast development; cell differentiation; progesterone receptor signaling pathway
Cellular component (GO): extrinsic component of cytoplasmic side of plasma membrane
Molecular function (GO): growth factor receptor binding; non-membrane spanning protein tyrosine kinase activity; ATP binding
Source: RefSeq, a predicted model, not a curated record